AUGGAAGUCGGUGGAUCCCGCGGGCCGAAUCAGCCUGCGCCGAUUGAAGAUGCCGAGGUUGGACUUGGACGACAUGCACUAUCUGACUCUGUGAUUGUGGCGACAUUUUCCGACGCAUUUAUCAGUUCCGAUGGCCUAGAUUUGAAAUUUGAAGAAAUUCGCACGACAAUAAUCAACUGA
Molecule: messenger RNA, 180 nt
Organism: Penicillium coprophilum
Lineage: Eukaryota; Fungi; Ascomycota; Eurotiomycetes; Eurotiales; Aspergillaceae
Exons: 1
Coding region: 1-180 (59 amino acids)
Source: RefSeq, a predicted model, not a curated record